GUGUGCCGACAGUGCAAAGCCUGUCCGUACCCCCGAGCGGCCGCAGAGAACGUCAUCGUCGUCGUCUAUCGCUGGUUAUCGGCCCCUGCCGUAGUGGACAGCGCAACGCCCGGGAUCGACCGCUAGUCAGUGUGUCGUGCCGUGCCGCGCCUUGGUGGUGCUCGCAGAGGAUGGUCGACAGGUUGGCCCAUAACGUGCUGCUGGAUGUGGAGCAGGCGAUUGCGUUGUUCGGUGAGCUGGCCGCUGUUACGCCGGAUCAGAGCGGCCUACAACCACCACGCUCGCUUCUAUCCGCCGUAGUGCACAAGUUGUGUGAAGAGGAACUGGGCCAUGUCGUCGAAAUUGUGCGGUUCCUGCGGUGUUACUAUCAAUCCGAAACGGAACAACCAGAUCUGCGCGUUGAGGUGCUACUGAUCGGGGUGGAGGAGCUUCUUCGUUACCUUAACGCGCUGGUACCGUGUGUCGCCCGGACGGGUUGUACGUUGCUGGUGUACGGAGCGCUCGAUGAGUUGCUGAGCACGGGUUGCCUUACCGUUGCUUCCGGUGGUUCCGGUGGUGGUGGUGGUGGUGGUGGCACCGGCAUCGAACCAACGUUUCUCGAUCUCGAAGACACCGUGCAGCGUGCCGGGAACUUGAAGCUGUCGAUCGAGUACAUCGUGCGUGAUGUGGCGUCCGCCAUCGCCCAUCCCUUGACCGACGAUGACGCCGCCAGUCUGGGGGCACUGUUUGAGCACAUCGGAUACGAUCUGCUGCGACGGUUGGUGGACGAAGCGUACGCUGAUCACGCCACCGGACUGGGUCACAUUUGUGACUUUGUGGAGCAUCUGCCCUGUAUCGAUCAGCAGAUUGUCGCCUGUCAGGUGCUGUACCGGCGGAUGAGCAUGGAUUCGGCCCGAUUUCGUACCGGUGCGACCGUGCUCGCCUUCCGGAUGCGCAAAGUGAUGCGCUACACCGACUUUGGCCGCUCAAAGUAUGCCGGCGAGAUGCGGAAGCUGAAGCUGCGCCUUCCGGAAGGGGUGUACGCGAUCGUGUGGGGUUACGUGAACAUUGCCGGCACCCAGUACCUGGCACCGAAGGGUCGCCAGGAGCGGAUCGGUGAGCUGCGGUGCAAACCGGCCGCCUGGAUCGAAACGUGCAGCAAGGCGGCCAAACACGAGCUACAGACGGACGAUCGGGGCAAGUGUUUCGCGAUCAAGAACACACAUACCGGUCUCUACCUCACGGAGCAGGAACAGGUGGGCGGAUUCUGUUACGUCGAGUCGUCGCAGGACCGGUGGACGGUCGAGGUGAUCAAGCGCGGUGAAGAUGUGGGCUACAAAAUCACCAACCUGCGCACCGGCAAUCCGCUCGUACCGGAGGGUGACGUCCGUAUCGGGAUCGAUGAUCAGGUCGAUGGGUUCAAUCUGGUGGACUUUAACGAACGGGCGCUGGUGAUCGUGCAAAAGUUUGAGCUACACCGGAAGAAGGCGGCCUGUGUUGUGCAGUGAGAUCGGCGCCAGUGCCGCCCCCUGAUGUGUGUUUUUUCAUGACAAUUAUGACAAUGAAUUCAAUUAAAAGGACUCCGAUCCAUCGCACUAAAGUC
Anopheles aquasalis is the source of this 1582-nucleotide messenger RNA. RefSeq lists its product as uncharacterized. The record is from RefSeq and is a predicted model, not a curated record. NCBI's taxonomy places the organism in Eukaryota, Metazoa, Arthropoda, Insecta, Diptera, Culicidae.